Molecule: messenger RNA, 1125 nt
Organism: Cloeon dipterum
Lineage: Eukaryota; Metazoa; Arthropoda; Insecta; Ephemeroptera; Baetidae
Product: probable dimethyladenosine transferase
Exons: 6
Coding region: 109-1029 (306 amino acids)
Biological process (GO): rRNA methylation
Cellular component (GO): nucleolus
Molecular function (GO): rRNA (adenine-N6,N6-)-dimethyltransferase activity
Source: RefSeq, a predicted model, not a curated record
CCAUUCAUCUGGCAAAACAAUAACAACACCUGAACACGUGUGUGUCGAGUGCACGUCUAUCGCUGUCUAGCGUGGUUUAGUUGUUUUAUUGGUCGAAACUGAAGCAAAAUGCCGAAAGUCAAAGCCGAAAAGAAAAGCCGACAGCAUGAAUCGGCUCCCAAGCAAGGAAUCAUGUUUAACAAGGAUCUUGGUCAGCACAUAUUGAAGAAUCCACUUGUGAUUGUGAGCAUGUUGGAGAAGGCCGACGUCCGACCCACAGACACUGUCCUUGAAAUUGGUCCUGGCACAGGAAACAUGACCGUCAAGCUCUUAGAGAAGGCUCGCAAAGUGGUUGCAUGCGAAAUCGACACACGGCUGGUUGCAGAGUUGCAGAAGCGAGUGCAGUGCACGCCACUGCAGCAGAAGUUGGAAAUCAAGGUGGGCGACGUGAUCAAAGCUGAGCUGCCCUUCUUCGAUCUGUGCGUCGCCAACAUCCCCUACCAGAUCUCCUCGCCGCUCAUCUUCAAACUGCUGCUUCACAGACCUUUUUUCAGGUGCGCCAUCCUGAUGGUGCAGUUGGAGUUUGCGCAGCGACUGGUCGCCCAACCCGGAGAAAAAUUGUACUGCAGACUGUCCAUCAACACGCAGCUACUGUCUAAAGUCAAUAUUAUCAUGAAGGUAGGGAAAAAUAACUUCAGGCCGCCGCCAAAGGUUGAGAGCAGUGUUGUGCGACUGGAGCCGAGGAAUCCACCGCCACCGAUCGAUUUCAAGCAGUGGGAUGGGCUGACCAGGAUUGCAUUUGUUAGGAAAAACAAAACCCUCAGUUCACUUUUCAAGCAGAACUCUGUUUUGGACACAUUGAGCAAAAAUUAUAUGACCUACUGCUCACACAAUGAAAAGGAGGUUCCAAAAGACUUUGACAUGAAGAAAAAAAUUGCGGAUGUUUUAGGCAAAAGUGGAUUUUCCGAAAAGCGUGCGAGGACAAUGGAUGUAGAUGAUUUCAUGCAGCUCUUGCUGGCAUUUAAUCAAGAGGGGAUCUACUUUGGAUAGAUGGAAGCAAAAACAUAAAUUUUCUAAUAAAUAAAAGCAAAAGAUAUGUAUAUAUGCUAAAAGGGUAUGUUUUAAUUUUUGAGGAUGGAAAACCCC